AUGUCUCUCAACGACCUCGACCCCACUCUCAACGGGAACAAGGGCGUCGGUGUUCAUCCCGGCGUUGCCAACCCCACUGCAGUCGCUGCCGUUGACCCUAUGACCGCCAACUUUGUAACCGAUCCGACCAGUGAGACCGUCGGCGCCGGUGCGGGUGAGAACUUCAGCGGCCACAAGGACGCCCAGCGAAACUUCAGCAAGACCGCAGGCGUCGUCGAGGGCCGCCCCGGCAUCAUCGAGUCGACGCAUAUCGACCCGCUCAGCGAGACCUCCAACAAGGAUGACGGCUGGGCUAAUGCACGCACUGGUCCCAGCGCAUCCGGGGUAGGUGCUGGCCUCGGCGGAGUCGCUCAGACUGCAUACGACACGGCUACUUCGGUCGCGUCGGGAGCCGCCUCGGUCGCAUCGAACGCUGCACAAUCGGCAUACACCUUUGUCGCAGGUGACGAGAAGACCCGCCGGUCCGGCAAGGAGCCCUCCGCUUGA
This is a messenger RNA of Trametes versicolor FP-101664 SS1, 486 nucleotides long. RefSeq lists its product as uncharacterized. Bases 1 to 486 code for a protein of 161 amino acids. The record is from RefSeq and is a predicted model, not a curated record. The transcript has 3 exons. Lineage: Eukaryota; Fungi; Basidiomycota; Agaricomycetes; Polyporales; Polyporaceae.